GGAAGAACAGUUCAACAUUCAAGACUAUCCCGAGUUGAAUUGAUCUUUAUUGUUGCAUGGUGAACAAAAAAAAAUCAUCUACAAUGAAACUGACUGGGACUAUUCAUCAUCCUAGAACUGUUGUAACUGUUCCUUUCUUUCUGCUUUUCUUAUUGAGCUCGGUCGGUCGAACAGAUGCUGUUGAUUGCGGAAAUUGCUUUUGCAGUGAAGAUGUCGUCACGGGUUACCAGAACGUAAUUUGCCUUGGAGUUCCCUUCACAGAGAUACAAAACACCUUCACUGGAAACACGGGAUUUGUUAAUAUUAAUCGUUUCGAUAUGGUACCGAAAAUUGGAGACACUCAAAUACCUGCUGGACUGCUGGGCAUCCAUAAAGCACGGAUCAUUCAUCUUGCCAGUUGCGGAAAUAAUCUCAUGGAAAUCGAUCGCAAUGCUUUCCAGUCGUCUGCUACCACCAUGGAAGAGUUUGUUGUCUACGAUUGCAACGUUGCGUCUUUGGUGUGGACAUUUUUGGACAGUUUUACUAGUGUAAACCUGUUGCAGUUGGAAGGUGCUACCGGUAUCCAAUCCCUGGGAAAUUUACCUUCACUUCCCAGUCUCAAAUGGCUGUCCAUCACCGAUUGCAAAGGAUUCAGUUCACUCAAUUUUCCUGGGUCAUCUCUCGGUGGCUUGCAAAACCUCAUCAUGACGGAAAAUGUGGAACUGACUGAUGGAAAAGCUGAGUCGAUCCUAGCAACGUUGAAUGGGGCUAGUAAAUUAGAAAUUGUUUCUUUGAAAAACAACCCAUCGAUCACAGCCAUUCCGAAUACGAUGGCCAAUUUAGUCACUUUACAUUCGUUGGAUGUUUCCUUGUGUGACAUAAAUUCCAUCUCUUCCGGCUCUCUUUCCUUCUCCGCCGAUGUCAAAUUGCUAGACCUCACGAAAAAUUCUCUAUCAGACAUCUCUGAUGACUCUUUCGAAAAAGGUUAUUAUGGCAACGCGAACGUUUCACUCGAUGGUAACCAAUUGACAAAAUUCAGUUCGACCGUUUUCCUGAAAAUCCUGGCGGAAAUGCAAACUUCCAAAACACCUGGCAGUGUCUCCAUUAGAAACAACCCCGUAAAAUGCGACGAUUGCCAAAUGGCCUGGCUCAUCCGCGACUAUCCAGAGCUGCUGCCAUUCGUCUCCGGACAAUGUUCCAACGCAACGGACUUUCAGGAUCUCAAUCCCAGUUGGUACGAUGAUCAACUCUGUGAAGCCUUGACUACCACCGAACAACCGACGACAACAUUUGAACCCACAACAACAUUUGAACCAACAACAUCGUCUGAUUCGACUACAACGUUUGAAACGACUCAAGAAACUGAAUCAACAACAGAAACUGUACAGUCAACAAUAUCUGAAUCGACCACCCAAACCACUGCAAAUAGCACAAUAUCUAUCGACACGACUGUCGUUCAAGUGUCCACUACGUCAUCAUCGUCAAUGCCAACCGAUUCACAGACAACUACAAACCCCACAAGCCUCAGUAGUGGAAUGACAACGUCUUCCACAGGAUCGUCAACAGCGACUAGUGAUGUUAACUCAACAACGACGACUGGGAAUCCCAAUAGUAGCAUAACUACGACAUCGACUUCAUCCAGUUCCGGUUCUAGCACCACCCAAGCGCCGGAUCCACCUGCCGAAAUUAAUUACGACAUUUUCUUUUACAUCCUUUACGGCAUUUUAGGUGGCAUCGCCUUAAUUUUGAUUAUUGGAUUCAUCUUUCUGGAUUACCAGAGAAGGAGAGCAUUAAGGGCAAGGACAAGUUUCAAUAAUUCUUCUUCGCGUGACUCAUCCUUACCUCGACGGAUGGAUCCUGAAAACUACAAUCCUCGAUCCCUGGAGCAAAGAAAUUACGUCCGAAUGCCGGAACCUCGUCCGCCAACAUCUACCGACAAUUAUUUGAGAAACUACCAGCAGAGUGCAGGACAAUCCUACAGAGGUCCUGCUGUGAUUACCACGCCCUAUCAACAGCGUCAACCCGCUAGAAAUCCUCCAUCUCCGGAUCCGCCAACUGGCGGAUUAACUGGUCGCGUACAAGGAUUUAAAAAAGUUGAAUUUUCAAUGCCAUAAGGGUUAAAUACGAGGAUCAAAAUGAGCUGAAUUGUUACCUGUCAUAAGGUAGAAAAAAAACGUGUUCUAUCUCGCCAUGUGUAUAAUCGCCAUGUAAUAAAAUUUAUGCUAUCAA
Daphnia pulex (common water flea) is the source of this 2208-nucleotide messenger RNA. Its product is annotated as serine-rich adhesin for platelets-like. Bases 57 to 2093 code for a protein of 678 amino acids. The transcript is spliced from 6 exons. NCBI's taxonomy places the organism in Eukaryota, Metazoa, Arthropoda, Branchiopoda, Diplostraca, Daphniidae. The record is from RefSeq and is a predicted model, not a curated record. Gene Ontology annotation, cellular component: membrane.